Molecule: messenger RNA, 2397 nt
Organism: Penicillium angulare
Lineage: Eukaryota; Fungi; Ascomycota; Eurotiomycetes; Eurotiales; Aspergillaceae
Gene: hrdA
Product: E3 ubiquitin-protein ligase HRD1
Exons: 3
Coding region: 1-2397 (798 amino acids)
Cellular component (GO): cytoplasm
Source: RefSeq, a predicted model, not a curated record
AUGAGACUGGCAGCCUAUGCUGGGGCCUCCGUGGUCCUAGCCACUGGUGUGUUUAUAAAAGCUCUGCAUCAGAGAUCGAACUUCUAUGCGGCUUGUGUCUAUCUCUCGCAGAGUAGUGCCAACGUUAUGAUCCUCACGAAUCUCUGCCUACUUUUUACGGGUUUUGUGUUGUUUUGGUUGCAGCGUCUUCUCUACGGCCCUUUACGUCCUAUCGAAACCGAACAACUCUACGAGCGAGCAUGGUUCGCGGUAACAGAGACAUGUCUCGCUAUGACCAUCUUUCGAGGCGAACUUGGGGGCUGGUUCUUGGUCAUGUUCAUCUCCCUUCUCGUUGGUAAAGUGUGGGGUUGGAUUGGAGAGGGCCGCGUUGAAUAUUUGGAGCAGCAGCCCCCUGCAAACCCACGGCUUUUCCAUACUCGUCUGGCAGUGUCGUUAGUAUUAACGGUCCUUUUCAAUGCCUCGAUGCUGCGUUACUGCAUUGAUACGGUAUGGGCUCAACCAAAGCCAGAUAUGAUGGUUAUGUUUGGAUUCGAAUUCGCAAUUUUGACCAUUCUUUCCUCUUCUACCGCCGCUCGGUACGUUGUCGCCUUGACGGAGAUCUACAUUACUCGCCAGCAGGUCAAGGCGAAGAUGGAGGAACGUCGUGCGGAGAUUCGACAAGCUCGUACGGAGGCUAUCCAGGCCCAUGCGCGAGCUGGGGAAACUUCCCCUCCCACCGACUUGCCCGAUGAAAACGAUGUCAAUGAACUCGAGAUCGAUGUUCCUGGAUGGGAGGAGAAGGGACGAUGGGUUUUCUACCUUGAUCUUUUAACCGACUUUGUGAAGCUUAUUGUUUACCUCGUGUUCUUCGCAAUCUUGCUCACCUUUUACGGUUUGCCCAUCCAUAUUCUGCGCGACGUUGUGGUUACUAUUCGUUCGUUUGGCCGUCGGAUCCUGGACUUCCUGCGGUAUCGCAAUGCAACCCGUGACAUGAAUGAAAGAUAUCCGGAUGCGACAGCUGAAGAGGUUGCCAGAGAGGAAGUCUGUAUCAUUUGUCGCGAGGACAUGGUUUCAGUAGAGCCAGCCGCUGGUGAUGGCGAGGGUAACGAACAGCCAGCUGCGAAUGCCCAGCGUGUGCCCGAUAGAUUACGCCCAAAGAAGCUACCCUGUGGCCAUAUUCUUCAUUUCGCAUGUCUCCGAAGCUGGUUGGAACGACAACAGAACUGCCCAACAUGUCGACGUCCUGUGGUUGGCGCGGGAAGUACACAGGGAGCUGCCAACGGCAAUGCUAACGCAAAUGCAAAUGGCAACGCCGGAGGUCAGCAACAGAAUGGUGUCGGUGGAAAUCAAGCUCCCGGUCAGCCUGGUGAUCAAGGAGAAGGACUCCCUCGAGCUCGAGUAUACCAGUUUGGUCCCUUCCGAAUUGGCUUCGGUGCCGUUCGAGGCGAUCUAUUUCACAACUUGCAUAACCAGAUUCAUCAAGGCAACGUUCCCCUCCAGCCAGCCGCUAAUGCAAACCCACAAGGUGCGCGCCAAAUCGGCUUUGGUUUUGGAUUUGGCCGUCGUCCACCCGGUGCACCCGCCACGCCCGCUGCAGAUGCCACACAAAACCAACACACACCAACACUCUCCACUCUUACCGAUAUUCAAGCUCGAUUACAGCAAGUUGAGCAGCAACUGGCACAAGAGAUUAACGCCUGGCGUGCUGCUACAGAGCAACUCCAGCGUGUACGUGCCAUGCAAGUACCACUUGAGCGGAUGCGCCUCGACCAUGCGAACAACCUUGCGAACAAUAUCGCCCAACCCACUGCCUCUACUAGCACUUCACCAGUGCUACCUGGUACAUCUACUAUUACGCGCCAUCAAUUUGUUCCGAGUCCGGGAGCAGCACCGCUUAACGCGGGAGACGCCCGCCUACCUGACGGAAUGACUCUUCCCCAAGGCUGGAGUUUAAUUCCUCUCCAGUCGACCAACCUCAACAACCCAGCCUCUUCACAAGGGCUCACACCAACCCCGACGGUCUCGGCUCAACCGCCAACCAUCCCCACUCCAAGUGAAUCGGCCCAGCCUCAAACACCGGUCUUACCAAAAGCCAGUGUUGGUGGUGAAGAUGCCGUUAAUGAAACUGCUCCUGUCUCAACUCCUACGGUGGAAUCAAGCAAUGGUUUAUCGACUGGUACAUCCCACACAGUGCCCAACUGGGGCUCAUCAAAUGGAUCCGACUCAUUGUCCCAAGAAUGGACAGACGUGCAAAACGAUCAAGCAGCCGAUGCUACUUCUUCCACAGGAGCUACAUGGAGCACGAGCCAUGCCACGGAUAAUUCUUUGAAUGCAGAACAUACGCAAUCCGAAGACACUUCCAAGGGCAAAGGUCGUGCUGCUACUGUCGAGGAGGCAGCCGACGAAGAGGCAUCUUGA